Molecule: messenger RNA, 2418 nt
Organism: Nerophis lumbriciformis (worm pipefish)
Lineage: Eukaryota; Metazoa; Chordata; Actinopteri; Syngnathiformes; Syngnathidae
Source: RefSeq, a predicted model, not a curated record
AUGAGCAAAGAGCAGUCGCCCAACGACGACCCAAAUAAGUCAGCGGAUGAAAAUCGCCUGAUUGCAGAGCGCCGGCAGAAACUGGCCGAAAUGAAAGCUGAGGGCGUUGCGUAUCCCAAUGGACUGAUGCCCACCCAUCAAUGUGACGAACUGGCUAGCCAGUACGCAGAUCACACCAAGGAAGCCCUCGAAAAGGGGGCUUUUGAGGUCAGCGUUGGCGGCCGGCUUAUGGCUCGGCGGGUAAUGGGCAAAGCCAGUUUUGCAACGCUGCGUGAUGGCACUUCAGACCUGCAGCUUUUUUUGCAGCGAGACGUGCUGGCUGAAGGGCAGUACGCAAAAUUUAAGCGUUGGGAUCUGGGCGAUAUCGUCUUUGUUCGAGGCGUGAUGUACCGCACCAACAAGGGUGAGCUGUCCGUGUCGGUGGCUGAAAUAACACUGUUGAGCAAAUGCUUAAGGCCGCUGCCUGAGAAGUUUCACGGUCUGACGGACCAGGAGAUGCGUUAUCGCCAGCGCUAUGUUGAUCUGAUCGUUAACGAAUCGUCCCGGCAGGUAUUUCGCCAGCGCGCCCAGGCUGUGAAGUUCAUCAGGGACUUCCUCGAGGAGCGGGCGUUUCUUGAGGUAGAAACGCCAAUGAUGCAUUACAUUUCCGGCGGCGCUGCAGCAAAGCCUUUUACCACCCAUCACAAUGCGCUGGACCUGGAUCUCUACCUGCGGGUGGCGCCAGAGUUGUACCUUAAGAGGCUCACCGUAGGCGGAUUCGAAAAGGUCUACGAAAUCAACCGCAAUUUCCGCAAUGAGGGUGUGUCGACUCGGCAUAAUCCAGAGUUCACCAUGCUGGAGUUUUACUGGGCCUACGCCACGUUCCACGAUUUGAUGGAUCUGACCGAAGCGCUGCUGCGCGGGCUGGCUGAGCGGGUCACUGGCAGCGCCCAGCUAACCUAUCAGGGGAUGAACCUGGACUUUGCUCAACCGUUUCAACGCAUCACGGUGGCGCAGGCCGUCCUGGACCACAAUCGCGGGUUAUCUGAGGGCGACCUAAGACACGUUGCCGCGCUGCGCGCACACGCCCAGGAACUGGGUAUUGCAGUCAAUGAUGGGUGGGGCUGGGGCAAGCUGCAGAUGGAAAUCUACGAGGAUACGGUGGAAGCCAAGCUGACCCAGCCAACGUUUGUGACGGAGUAUCCAACCGAGGUGUCGCCAUUGUCGCGCUGUAACGACAACGACCCGGAACUGACAGAUCGAUUUGAACUGAUCAUUGCGGGGCGGGAAAUAGCCAACGGAUUUUCCGAGCUUAAUGACCCGGAAGAUCAGGCGGAGCGGUUUCGCCAACAGGUUGCCAACCAGGCUGCCGGUGAUGAUGAAGCCAUGCAGUAUGACGCUGAUUAUGUGCGAGCGCUGGAGUACGGUCUGCCGCCCACAGCAGGUGAAGGCAUCGGCAUCGAUCGCCUGGUGAUGCUGCUGACCGAUUCACCCUCAAUUCGAGACGUCCUGCUGUUUCCCUACAUGCGGCCGGACGAUUGCCAAAGCGCGCCGCCUGUUGAGGCGCUGUCGCUGGAUGAGGCGUUUCUGGAUGUUUCUGCGAGCCAUCGACUGCAUGGUGAUGGCGUGACUAUUGCCGGCAAAAUUCGCGAGGACAUUCGCAGUGAGCUUAAUCUCACGGGCUCGGUUGGGGUGGCCAGCAAUAAGUAUCUGGCCAAAAUCGCCUCAGAUAUCAAUAAACCCGAUGGUAUGACCGUGGUGCCAGAUCCGCCCCAGCCAUUUCUUGAUCCGUUGCCGGUGAGAAAAAUCUGGGGAGUUGGAGUCAAGUCCGCCGAACGUUUGGCGACCCUGGGCAUUAAAACGAUUGGCGAUCUUCGAAGACUUCCGGACGGUCGCCUGAACGCCCUGUUGGGGCGAUCGGCAGUCCGGUUGGCGGAACUGGCGCGGGGCAUUGAUGACCGGCCGGUAGUGCCUGAUCGUGGUGACAAGUCCAUCAGCCAUGAAGAAACCUACGGCACCGACCUGACGGAACUGCUGGACUGUGAUCGACAGGUGAUGGAGCUGGCCUGCGCCGUCGGCGCAAGACUUAGAAACAAAGACCUUUGCGGUCAGGUCGUGCGGAUCAAAAUCCGCCUUGGCGACUUCACCACGCUGAGCCGACAACGGUCACUGCAGGCGCCGAUCAACGACGACCAAAGCCUCAGCGCGGCCGCCAGGGACCUGUUGCGUCGCUGGUGGCGAAUACACCCGGACUGCGCUAUCAGGCUGCUGGGUGUUGGCGUCAGCCAUCUUCAGCAAGUCAGGCAAACCGAUUUAUUUGGGCCAUCUCAGGCCAGUCAAAUUGACGCCAUCAAAGACCGAAUCAGCGAUCGCUUCAAAAACGCCGGGUUGCGGCCUGCUGCGCUGGUAAAGAAGCCGGUCAAACCGGCCGAUCAAUAA